AUGGAAUCAAAUACUCUAUGGGCAAAAGUCAUAGAAUCGUUACAUGGAAGCGACAGAAAAGUGGAAGCGUUUCCAUUCAAGAAAUCUAGAUCAGGUGUGUGGAAAAACAUUGGGGAAAUUGGGAAAGAUUUCAGCAAAAGAAAUAUAAACAUUAACACUAGUUUAUGUAGCAAAGUGGGAAGGGGGGACAAGACUUUAUUUUGGGUAGAUACGUGGUAUGGCAGUGAACCGUUGAGGACGCAAUUCCCGUGUUUGUAUCAGUUAUCUACUAGGAAAAGAGCAAAGGUACAAGAGGUAUAUAAGAUUGUGAAUGGGGGGAUUUUAUGGGAUUGGACGUGGAGUAGAGCUCCGAGUAGCGGUGAGGAAAAGGCCGAAAUGGAAUCAUUGAAGCAGAACCUUCAGAAAUAUGAUUUAUCUGUUAACGAAGACGUGUGGGUAUGGAAGCAGUCCGAAAAGGAAGAUUUUAGCGUGAAAAAUGUGAGGUUAUCUUUGGACCGUAUUAUUGACAUAAAUUCAGAACCAAAUCAGUUUUAUUGGAACAAAUGGGCAACAGCUAAAAGUACAGCUUUCGUGUGGCGAGCAAUCGACGAAAAGAUCCCAUCAGCCGUUGCUUUGGCAAACAGAGGUAUGGAGAUAUCGGAUACAAGCUGCAAAUUAUGCGGUGAAGACAAUGAAGACGCUGUGCACAUUCUGAUGAAAUGCAAUUUUGCUAGGAGGGUUUGGGAUGGGGUCGAAACGUGGACAGGAUUACCAAUGACAAAUGAUGUUAACAAUGUGAAAGACUUGCUGAAAAGGAUUUUAGAUAGUAACAGAAGUCAAUGCAAAAGGAAGUUUCUACAUGCAAUUGCAAUACAAACCAUGUGGCUCUUAUGGAAGAAUAGAAACGAUAAAAUCUUUUCGGGGAGAAGACGCACGGUCCAAAUGCUCAUUGAGGAAAUAAAAGACACAUCCUUUCUAGGAGUAAAACAAAGAUCAAAACAUAGAUCCAUUACAAAACAACAAUGGUGGGAGUUUAGCUUUAAUCUGUAG
Messenger RNA from Helianthus annuus (common sunflower), 1029 nucleotides. RefSeq lists its product as uncharacterized. The record is from RefSeq and is a predicted model, not a curated record. NCBI's taxonomy places the organism in Eukaryota, Viridiplantae, Streptophyta, Magnoliopsida, Asterales, Asteraceae. The transcript has a single exon. Bases 1 to 1029 code for a protein of 342 amino acids.